CGACCCGCUGCGACAAGGAGGAAACUUCCCAUCAGCUUCAUAUCCAACUGUAUCUUUACCGGAUACUUUGUAGCGCAGAUCGGAUCCGAGAUUAGCCUAAUUCCUCUUUGGAAAUGAAGGACAUAUUCACUCCGGAUUAAAACAGGCGUACUAUUUAUGACUUUUACUCAUUCAUUUUUCAAAAUAACCACCUCCAGUUAAAACUUUUGCGUGCUUCUGCCGGAGUUUUGACACCCACACCAGCACGAUGGCCGACAGCAAGCACCCGCACGUCAUUUUCUGCAACGACUCGCCCAAGAGAGUGUUAGUGUCCGUUAUCAAGACCACGCCGAUCAAACCGAGGAAAGCAGCGGAGGCCCUGACGCCCACCAGUCCCGGUUUCAGCGACUUCAUGGUGUACCCGUGGAAGUGGGGGGAGAACGCCCACAAUGUGACUCUGAGCCCGGGCUCAGUGAGCGGGGCUUCGUCUCCCACCGGGACCCAGACGGCCAGGGAGGCAGACACGGAUACUUCACCGGAGCAGAUCAGGGAUGGCAUCCGCCGAGGGCGUCCCCGGGCUGACACCGUCCGGGAGCUCAUAAGCGAGGGGGAGACUUCAUCCAGCCGCAUUCGCUGCAACAUCUGCAACCGGGUGUUUCCAAGAGAGAAGUCUCUUCAGGCUCAUAAGAGGACACACACAGGAGAGAGGCCCUACCUGUGUGACUACCCAAACUGUGGGAAGGCGUUUGUCCAGAGUGGUCAGUUGAAGACGCACCAGCGGCUGCACACUGGGGAAAAACCCUUUGUCUGCUCAGAGAAAGGAUGUGGCAAUCGGUUCACACAUGCCAACCGUCACUGUCCCAUGCAUCCUUUCUCCCGUCUGAAGAGAGAGGAACCAAAGGAGGGUCAGGGGAAGGCUCAGUCUGUGGAUAACAAGGCUGUGGCAGAGUGGCUGGCAAAAUACUGGCGAACCCGUGAGCAGCGCGCCCCCACAACCACCAAGGUGAAGCCACAGGGCAAGGCAAGAGCAGAGGACCAGGAGCAGCAGGAUCCCAUGGAGUUCCUCCAGUCAGAUGAAGAGAACGGGGAAGAGGAAGAGAUGGCAGAGGAGGAGAAGAGCAGCCAGGGAGGAGCUGCCAAGCGCCGCCUCCAGGAGCAGCGAGAGCGUCUCCACGGAGCUCUGGCUCUCAUUGAGCUGGCCAACAACCUGUCUGCCUGAACACCCACCCAACUUCCCGAUCCUGGACUCCCACUCCCCGCACCUCAUAUCUCCUUCCCCAAACCGCCUUCCUGCAGUAUGUGCUGUAGCUAGAAAAUGUUCAUAAAUGCAGAUCGACGACUAGUUUAGUUAAUUCUAUCAAGUUGUGAAAGGAGACAUUGAGAACGAGCUGAAUUGGCCUGAGAUCAGUGUUAUGCACAGCAUCAUCUAUUCCCCCCCCCUCCCCCUCACAGCACCAGGAAGGCACAAGCUAAAGCACCUUAUUCUGCUUCCAUUUUAUCCUUUUAGGCUGCUAUAAUUGUAGAUUUAACUAUAUGAAGAAUGUCUUUCUUUCUCCUGUCUUCUAAAGGCAAAGAAAGAGUACCUAUUAUUUUUAAUUUUUGUUUGCACUUUGAUGGUAACGAGUUUUUUUGAGUGUAUUUGUGAGUGUAACAGAGUGUGUAUGACUGAUGUAUAUAUGGAUUAAGCUCAGAUGGACAGAGUGAUACAGGGUGUGCUCAAACAGGAUAUGUUAAAGUUGCAUUCCAACUGUCGGAUGGCCUCUCAUCAUGCUCCCAGGUUUCAUCUCCAGCGUCGUAAGCACAACGUCGCCGCCACUGUCGACAGCAGUGGUGGCAGAAAUGGACUGAGUAACGUUCAGAUAGUUUAAGCCUCACCCGCGCAGUACGCUCCAACAAGCGUGCGUGGGUGGACAAAAGGAGACAGUACAAGUCCGGGUCUGAUCAGUUCAGUGCGCAACAUGGUCAUUUUUUAUAUAAGCAAGUAAGAGGUGAUCAUUGCAAGCCUAAUCCAGAGGUCUGGUUAGGCACAAGCUUUUCAAAACUCCAAACUUUGACAGCUUCACCACUUUAUCAUUACAUACAUGACAUUACCACACAGGAAAAGUUCAUCUUGACUUAACUGUACUGUCUGACAGAUUUAGUUAAAGGUUCAGUCUGUAGGAUUUUGGGGGAUAUUGGCAGAAGUGGAAUAUACUAAAAUAAGCAAGUUUGCUUUAGUGUAUAAUCACCUGAAAAUAAUCAUUGUGUUUUUGUUACCUUAGAAUGAGCCGUUUAUAUCCACAUAGGGAUGGGAUCCACGUCUGCAGAGAUUGCAAUGUUGCACCGCCAUGUUUCUACAGUAGCCCUGAAUGGACUAACCAAAUGUUGGCUCUAUAUAGGACUCUAUAUAGUUAGCAGUCCCUCUGCGACAAGCCAGACAGUGUCAAAAACACUGAUUUGCGAUGCGAAAACUGCUUUACUUAGUGUUUAUACCGGUUUAAAUCACCAGGUCUGUUUGUUUUAGAGAGUGAAAAACCUCUGCAGAUCAUUUGGCUCACGGUAAAAAUCUUAUGUACAUCUGGAUUUUAAGUUCUCAGAGAAAAACGGUGGCUAGCACCCGGUCUCCAACAUGCCAAAAAGCAUCAGCGAAACACUAAUUUGUAAUGUGAAACUGAUUUUUUUUUUUUUUAUUUAUUUAUUUAUUUUUUUUUUACCGGUUUUAAUCACCUGGUCUGUUUUGGAGACAGAUAGCUGUGGAUAAUUUAGCUCAGAGUAAAAACCUGAGGGAAUUCAAACCACAAGUUUUAGCUGGUUGCAGUUUGCAAUCCUCACCACUAGAUGCUACUAAAUCCCCCUUAAUCCUGCACUGUUCCUUUCAGCAAUAUACAAUAUCCAAAGGUCCAGAGUGCCUUUACAAACAUGCCAUAUUCCAAUUAUAACAGCUGUUUUCCUCCAAUACAAGAAUCAUGUAAAACCUGCAGACCUUAAGCUGUUUACCAACCAGACGGGAGAUAUUUUACAAUGGAUGAUGUCAGUCGCCUUUUAUAUUAAAAGGCGGCAGAUUGGUUACGAUGUGGGCAUAGCAUCGUAGUAGUGUGUGGUGCGUGUAUGUCAUCUCAUUUCAAAGGUUAAAUUAUGAAAUAUUUAUUUUUUCUGGCUAACAUUUUGUCCAACUUUGAUAGCCCUGAGAUCAUUUGUAAGUGAAGGGAAAUAUUUUGGCACCAGCAAAGAAAACAUUUAGAUUAUGUCGCAUACAUUUAGACACCACAUUGAUUUUUAUUUAGCACUUACACCCCUUGAGUCUUGGAUUAAGCUUGCAAUGCACUGAGGAUUAGGUUUGUCGUACGUGUCCAAAGAAAGUGGCACCUGUUUCUGAUAAACUGAUUUUUGUAGUGCUGUUUUUUGUUUCUUCUUUUUUCUUUAAAGCAACACUACAUCCUUCAACACUGUAUGAAGCCUCUCAUAACUGCCCUGUCUGCUCGGUUGUUUUGGGGAAACCUGCACCAGCGACCUGUCACUCUAGCUGUGAUGUUUGAAUCUGUUCAAUUUACAAAUUACCCUUAUGGAGUUAUGGUGAAACUGGAAGGCAAGUGAAUUGUUGAUAAUCAAGACACCAAAUGAUUUAUUUUUUACCCAAUUAUAGUAUAUUUUGAAUCAUUUCUAACCCUUAGUCUAUUUUGUGGUUUGAGAAGAUUAUGGCAUUUAAUAUAUACACAUUGAGUUUGUUUUAGAAUAUUGAGUGUGCACAAUUUUACAGAGAGCUCUGAAGUUGAAAUUUUAGUCUCAGUUUCCCCCUCAGCUAACAUCCUCCAACAGUUUUCACAUUGUGACAUGUAUAGACUGACCCUGCUUGCUUGGUAGACAUUUUAUUACACAUUUUUAAAGAUUUCUCUGACAGGCUGUCCACACUGUUGUGUAAUUGUUGGUUUUCAAUAAACAUUCACUGAACCUGA
Messenger RNA from Epinephelus lanceolatus (giant grouper), 3911 nucleotides. RefSeq names its product zinc finger protein 367 (gene znf367). Gene Ontology annotation, cellular component: PcG protein complex; transcription regulator complex; chromatin. Gene Ontology annotation, molecular function: RNA polymerase II cis-regulatory region sequence-specific DNA binding; DNA-binding transcription factor activity, RNA polymerase II-specific. The record is from RefSeq and is a predicted model, not a curated record. Lineage: Eukaryota; Metazoa; Chordata; Actinopteri; Perciformes; Serranidae. Gene Ontology annotation, biological process: regulation of transcription by RNA polymerase II.